Messenger RNA from Eublepharis macularius, 1945 nucleotides. It is a transcript of the gene JUNB, whose product is annotated as JunB proto-oncogene, AP-1 transcription factor subunit. Gene Ontology annotation, biological process: regulation of cell population proliferation; regulation of cell cycle; regulation of transcription by RNA polymerase II. Gene Ontology annotation, molecular function: RNA polymerase II cis-regulatory region sequence-specific DNA binding; transcription factor binding; DNA-binding transcription factor activity, RNA polymerase II-specific. NCBI's taxonomy places the organism in Eukaryota, Metazoa, Chordata, Lepidosauria, Squamata, Eublepharidae. The transcript has a single exon. The record is from RefSeq and is a predicted model, not a curated record. Bases 395 to 1330 code for a protein of 311 amino acids. Gene Ontology annotation, cellular component: transcription regulator complex.
UCGGCUGUAGCGCGCCGGAGGCUCCCCUUGGCUGGUACGGUACCCGCUGCUUUUGCUUCUCGGGGUGGGCUGGCUGCCAGCGCAGUCGUAGCUCGAGCCCGCGCCCGCCUUCCGUAGGGGGCAAGCGUGAUUCAUCCUCGCUAGCGGAGCUUAGGCAGGGCGGGUGGUGGAAGCAGCAGCAGCAGCAGCCGCCGGAGCUAGCGAGCGAGCGCCGAGCUUCCCCCCUUCCCUUUUCUGCCUCGGAAAUCUGGAAGCGAAGCUUGGGGAGGGAGGCGGAAGCGCAGCUUUCCUUGCUCGAGAGAAGAAGCGCAGGCAGCUAGGGCGAAGGCGCUCUCGGCGAGCCCGGACGGUCCGAGCUCGGGUUUCCACCCCGGCCCCUCCCAGCGCGCGGCUGAUGUGCACGAAGAUGGAGCAGCCUUUCUACCCUGACUCCUUUCUCUCCGGCUACGGGCAGGACUACAAGACGCUGAAGGCGGGCAUGGCGCUCAACCUGUCGGCAGAGCCCUUCCGCGGCCUCAAAUCGCAGCUGCCGCCUCACCUCCGCGGCCAGGAGGACGGCCCUGCCGGCUACUUCCCGGCCUCCCUCCAGCAGCAGGCCGAGACCGGGAGCGCCUCGCUCAAGCUCGCCGCACCGGAACUGGAGCGCCUGAUCAUCCAGAACAGCAACGGCGUGAUCACCACCACCCCGACGCCGCCGGGCCAGUACUACUACCCGCGGGGCGCCACCGAGGAGCAGGAGGGCUUCGCCGACGGUUUCGUCAAGGCGCUGGACGACCUGCACAAGAUGAACCACAUGCCGCCCCCCAACGUCUCGCUGGGGGCGGUGUCGGCGCCCUCGGCCAGCAGCGGCUACGGGCCCUCGCUCCCGCAGGAACCCCCGCCCGUCUACACCAACCUGACCAGCUACAGCCCCGCCGCCCCCCUGAGCAGCGCGGGCAGCUUCCCCAGCGCCAACCUCAGCUACCUGCCGCAGCCCCACGCCCUGGCCUUGGCGCACCCGGCGCGGAGCUUCAAAGAGGAGCCCCAGACGGUGCCGGAUGUGCAGAGCCCGCCCGUCUCGCCCAUCAACAUGGAGGACCAGGAGCGCAUCAAGGUAGAGAGGAAGCGGCUACGCAACCGCCUGGCCGCCACCAAGUGCCGGAAGAGGAAGCUGGAGCGCAUCGCGCGCCUGGAGGAGAAGGUGAAGACCCUCAAGAGCGAGAACGCGGGACUGUCCAGCACGGCCAGCGCGCUGCGGGACCAGGUGGCGCAGCUCAAGCAGAAAGUCAUGAACCACGUCAACAACGGCUGCCAGCUCCUCCUGACAGCCAAGAUCCAGCAGUCCUUCUGAAGGGCCCGCCAACCCCUCCGGCUCCAGAGACCUCGGGUGGGUGGGGGGGAGCAGCGAAGAAAUGGACUCCUCGUACAAAGUUUACACGGAACAGGCGGAAAGGCCGAGUUUCCAGCUCUUCAGUUCUGAAGCCCUGUUUCCCUCCCUCCUCCAGUUUAUGUCUGUGACUCUCAAUCUGGUGGAUCCAGAACCCCGAUUUGUGCUGAGUGUAAGUUUUUUAUAUUUGUGCGUGAGUGUGUGUAUUCUUAAAAAAAAAAAAGCCUUUUCUCUGCUGCGUCGCUGGAUGGUGCAGUGGGACUGGAGGUACUCUGGACAGAGCUAAAAACUGGCCCUCUGAGCUUUGCUUUGUGCCAGUGGAAAAGAGGAUAAUGUCUGCUAACUUAUGACUGAAAGAAAAGGGACCAAGACACAGGUUGAUAGGGAAGAGAUGGACUCUCAGCACCUUUCUUCCUCCAAGAGGCCAGUAUGUGGACUAAAGGGUCACUGAGGAAAGGGGGUUGUUUACUACUUGUGCUCUUAUUUCUUUUUGAGUCCUCAAAUUCAGUUUUUUCAAAAAAUUGUAUUUGUGUUUUUGACUUUUUAUUGAAGCUAUUUAAGUAAAAAUGUUCUACUUUA